Messenger RNA from Rhodamnia argentea, 1226 nucleotides. Its product is annotated as LOB domain-containing protein 40-like. The transcript is spliced from 2 exons. NCBI's taxonomy places the organism in Eukaryota, Viridiplantae, Streptophyta, Magnoliopsida, Myrtales, Myrtaceae. The coding region runs from base 123 to 1016 and encodes 297 amino acids. Gene Ontology annotation, biological process: regulation of gene expression. The record is from RefSeq and is a predicted model, not a curated record.
UCUCUCUUUCUCUCUCAAAUUCUCCUCAUCCUCCAUCCUCCAUCAACUCGAUCCUUCUUCUUCUUCUUGAUUUGCCCUUUCCGUUUUUAUAGCUUGUGAUCCAAGAAAACGAGGUUGACAGAAUGCGGAUGAGUUGCAACGGCUGCAGGGUCCUCCGCAAGGGCUGCAGCGACGACUGCAGUAUCCGCCCCUGCCUUCACUGGAUCAAGAGCUCCGACUCCCAAGCCCACGCCACCGUCUUCCUCGCCAAGUUCUACGGCCGCGCUGGCCUCCUCAACCUCCUCAACGCCGGCCCCGACCACCUCCGCCCUGCGAUCUUUAGGUCCUUGCUCUACGAAGCUUGCGGUCGGAUCGUCAACCCGAUAUACGGCUCCGUCGGCCUCCUCUGGUCCGGGAGCUGGCAUCUCUGCCAGGCCGCCGUCGAAGCCGUCCUCAAGGGCUUGCCCAUCACCCCCGUCGCCUCCGAAGCCGCGGCCACCAGCCACGCCCCGCCGUCCAAUGUCUACGACAUCCGCCACGUCUCCAAGGGCGAGACCCCUCCCGAUCUCCACCGCGUCAGGGCUCGCUGCCGGUUCAAGCGAUCUGGUGCCAAGGCUAGGUCGCCGCCCCCGACGGCGGCUUGCUUGGAGUUGGCGCCGGUUCACGACGAGGCCCCGAAGUGCUCCGACGACGGGCCCAACCGGUCGACGAGUCACGAGUCGUCGCUGAGCCACCAGUCCGAGGUGGUCGCGCCGGCGGCCAACGCGGAAGGCGACAGCAAGGAGACGCUGAGCGCGGCGUCCCAGGAGACGGCCGAGCCGCCGCUGCUGUUCAGAGCCGCCGAGCGGGAGCCGGACGAUCGCCGGCCGGGUGGGGGCGAGGAGGUCGGGCUGGAGCUGACCUUGGGGCUUGAGCCCGUGGCACGUGCCAAUCACGUGGUCCCGGUGAAGAAGAGGAGGUUCGAGAAUAGCGGGGCGAGCGGCAAGAUGGAGUUGGGCCUGGAGUGCUCGGCCCGUUUAGGUGGAAGCCCAAUUUGAUUGCGCAAAGGAAGAAGUCAGCGGCGAGCAGUUUUGACUCCGGACGGCUCUGUUAAUUCUAAUUGGCCGAGUUUCCUUUUUCUUUUUUCUUUUUUACCCCUUAACUUUUGUUUUUUUUUUUUUUUUUGCCCUUUUUUUUUUUUUUCUCCUGUUUUUUGGGAGGGGAAUUUUUAGCUUGUUGAGAAGUGAGUGAGGUGUACAAAUGCAAAA